CCUCUACGGCAUUUAGUUUACAAAUUUUGCUGACGAGUUGCAUUGACCAGUGACUUAGCAUUUCGCUGUUGUGCUAGUUGUAGAAUAAUCGUCGAUUGCUCCGGAACACAGCUGGAACUGAGCAAAAUGUCUAUGGUAGUUUUUCGAGGAAAUUUUGCUGAGAAUCUACGAUUUGGUCAUGUUUUGGAAAUUUGCGGUAAAGCGAAGGAGGAGGCUCAAAGUUUUUCCAUAUCCCUAAAAUCUUCAACUGAUGUUUCGGCGGAUGAUCUUAACGUGGGCCUUCAAAUAUUGGUUAACUUUAACAAAAAUGUUAUUGUUCUGCGGAAACAUCUGAACGGUGAAUGGUGUGAUGAAGAGUCAAAAGCCUAUGAGACCUCCGCCUUGAUGAAGGAGUUCAAAAUCUAUAUUGCCAUGGCCGAUGAGAAAUUCCAUAUCAGCGUUAAUAAGGCCCAUUUAGAUUUUUACAAAUAUCGGCUGCGUCUAUCUCUGUUGACUGUGUUGGAAAUCGAUGGUGAUUUGGAUUGUGUUCGUCAGGUGGAUCAUAGGAAAUAUUUUCCCUAUUCUUGGCCUCCCAUUCAGGUGGUGGAAGAGCGUUUGCAGUUUAGUGGUGAUGUUCCAAUGCCUUUUAAAUCUGGCCACAUCAUGGUAAUCACUUGCAAGCUACAGGGCAAUGAAAAUGGCCGUUUUGUUACCCAGUUAAGGAAUAUAACGGACAUGGAAAGGCAAGAGUUCCAUAUGAGUGUUCGUUUUGACACCAAGACACUGGUGAGAACAAGCAAAACCAUAGCCGUGGAGGAACAUUACAAAUUUGGCGAUGAGGAAAAAGGUGGCAAUUUCCCCUUUGAGGAUUUUCUAAAACCCUUCAGACUUGCAUUUGCCUUUACCGAUAAGCAACUGAUUCUAGCAAAAGAUGGGCAAAUACUUUUUGGAUUCAAAUGGCGAUCUCCCCAUAUAUUGCCCUUAAUCGGUGGCCUAAAAUUGUUUGGUGUCAAUGGUGUCCAAAUGGUAGUCAGUCAACUUGAUCACAUUCAAAUGGAGGAUGAUAUGUGUCAUGGAUUUGAAAGUUAUUCCAUUUUGGAUUGUUUGGAAAAUGAGUAUUAAAUUUUUAAAAAUAUGUAA
Molecule: messenger RNA, 1119 nt
Organism: Stomoxys calcitrans (stable fly)
Lineage: Eukaryota; Metazoa; Arthropoda; Insecta; Diptera; Muscidae
Product: 32 kDa beta-galactoside-binding lectin
Exons: 3
Coding region: 127-1101 (324 amino acids)
Molecular function (GO): carbohydrate binding
Source: RefSeq, a predicted model, not a curated record